Molecule: messenger RNA, 3713 nt
Organism: Microplitis demolitor
Lineage: Eukaryota; Metazoa; Arthropoda; Insecta; Hymenoptera; Braconidae
Exons: 9
Coding region: 2324-3625 (433 amino acids)
Source: RefSeq, a predicted model, not a curated record
ACUCAUUACUAGUAUUUAAUAAUUCGCAGUAAGAUUUAGAACAAAAGAAGUAUCGGAUAAAACGGGAGUCAACGGUAGUCUUGCGUGUUUCGCCAGCAACAAUUUCUGUGAUUGCAUCGACAAUCAUGCGAGGCAAUCCCCCCUCAUUACAAUCACACGAUACCAUUGAGUAGUCUAUGAUCAUAAAAUAAAUCAUUAAUAAAAAUAACCAUAAAAUUUUUAAAUAUACAAAAAUAUUUAUUUUUUUGCAGAAAAAAAAAUAGGACACAUAUUUAUUGACCUGCGCUAGUAGAAAAAAUAAAUAAUAACAAUUUAGUCUCAGAAGACUACACUAGACGAAACAGAUUAACAUUUAAGUUUGCGAACUCCCAGGUUUGCGUGUCAAGCGUUAACUGACCCAAGAGAGAAAGAUUAUCGACCCCAGCUUGACCGUCUUAACUUACCACAACGGGUUGUAACACACUUUGACUCAAAACCUAUGCGGACGUUACUUUGCAUAUUCUGAUAUCAUGUCUACUAUUCACUCUACCUCUAUACUUUUUAUACUGUAAAAAAACUGGAAGUGAUUACAGAUUUUAUUUAAAAAGAUCACUUCGAAUACGGAGUAAAUAGAGAAUUUUUUUUUUAGCAGUGAUCUGGAUUUUAUUUCAAUCUGUAUUCACUCUCUCGGCUGCCAAUUUCAAAACAGUGGAACUAAAAAUACUAAAUUAAUUUUGAAAAAUUUGUCUCUUACUGUGUUUUGAAAUUGGGCAGCCGUCCCCUUCGGAGUGAAUUUCCUCCAAGGAAAUUAAAUAAAAAAGCAGUCAUCCACUCUAUAUUUAAUCCGCUUUCACUCCGCAAAUUUUUUACCGUAUAUUCAUCUCUUUAAUUUUAAUUUAUAUAUAAUUACUUAAUUAUAAAUUAACACUGCAACACUAAAUAAUUUAAGUUGAAUGAGUACAAUAAUUAUUUUCAAGGAUUAAGUAAUCGUAAAUUAUUUUUUUUAUUUGUUUCUAUAAAAAAAAAAUAUUGUCAAUAGUACAAGCAACAGAGCGUUGCCAUCAUGACAAUCAUCCGGCAAGAUCACUUCCCAAAAUCAUUAGCAUUUCCUAUCACGCAUUACUACAAUUGUUAAAAUAUUUUCAUGCGUACAGUAACUACUUUAUCACCUACGUGUUCUAUUUUAUUAAAAAAAAAUCUAUUCAGCGAUUUCAAUGACCGCGUGAGCCAUCGAAUUUUUCAUUUUUUAUCUAUCUGUAAACUAUUAUAUAUAUGUUAUAUUAUAUGAUGCAUUAUAGUUUUAUUACCAAGACUAACAAUUUAUUUUUUACAACUUUUGUAAUAACGAAUUACUGAGACCAUGUGCACAGCAGCAUAUCAAAACUUUCUAGAGAGUUUUAUUGCGAGCAAAUAAAUUUAUGUUGCAUUUGUUAAAUAAUGAACCAACAAAUCCUCAGCGAAUAACUACAAGUUUAUAAUCAAAGAUAAUCUUCAGCUGAUGAUCUUAUGAGGUCAGACUUUUAAAUAAAUGUAUGUCGGUCAAAAUGUUAAACGCGAAGGACGUCCUAAAGGUUUUAAAUAGGAAUAUUUAAACUUAAUCACGUACAUUUAUUUUUAUAAUAAAAAAAAAGUGAAAAAUUAGAGACCAUUUUUAACUUUCAUCUCUACGGUAAAUUAAAUAAACUUUUACUUUGACAAGUUACGGUAAUUUGUUAUAAUAAAAAUAGUAUUACUUUUGUUUUUAUUGAGGGUGAAAAAAAAAUAGUCAAGGAGUUACUGAAAAGUUAAAAUGAUCCUGCGUACAAAUCGAUAUCUAGGGAGAGCAUGUUCUGGACAUUAAACACCUGAGCAUACUGGUAAUGUUGUUGGUGUUAUUGCUGCUGGUGGUAUUGUACGUCAGGUUUUAGUACAAUGGAAGGAAGGGUCGUAGUAACUGGACGAUACUUUUACGACGUAGCUAAAUUUCAAACGUUUCGUGGUGUGUAAAUCCGCCGGCCGCUGGCCAGUUCUUCACCGUGACUCGACACGAGCGGAUUGUAUACCUGGUGGUCUCUUGCUCCUGCUCCUGUUUUAAGUUUUAUUCUAAUCUGUUUGCUACCAUCUAUCCAACUUCUCUUUGCUACCAAGUGCUAUUAUCUUAAUCGAUCCAAGACUGCGCAAAAUAUUAUAUUUAUUAUAUUUACUUGACAAUUAAAAAAUCCAAUCAAUCAAUCAGUUGAUUAAUUAAUUAAUUACUUAAUUUUUUAUCAAACGUGAUAUGAAAGUUUGAUAUUCUGUUUAUUGUUUGCAAGCUUCUUCGGAAGCUAUCCAACGUCAUUGGUAAACGUAACAAAACUGCUGAAUCAUGAACUCACAGUUAAUUCGUCUUGCUCUUCUUCUAAUUAGUGGUGCCAGUGUUAUUUCAAGUUACGGAUGCGGUAAAGAGGAUCAUCAGAAAUGUGUUACGUUAGCGGAUCCAUUACUUAAAGAUCCUCAUCUUAUUUUCCCAGAUAAUAUGCAAGAUAUCGAUUUAGUUUGCCGAUCCUGGGCAGGUUUUGUCGAUUGCAUAAAACAAUAUAUCGAUAGAUGCUUCUCUAAACAAAGAAGAGAUCAAUUUAAUGCAGCCGUCGAAGCUCCGAUAUCUUCAGUCCAUCAAAUGUGUUCUGUUUCCACAUAUCAAGCUGAGUAUCUCCAGCAUGCCAGUUGUCUAAAAGCAACGGUAACAGAGUCUCAGCAUUGCGGUAACGAAUACUCAGCACUUGUCAAUGAAGUUUCACGGGGUGAAAUGGCGCGCGCGAAUCUCUGCUGUUUACAUCAUCAGUUUAGAUCAUGCGUAAUAACUGAAACACGUAAACGAUGCGACAGAGGAGAUCCUUCAGGCGCUGCUUCAAGGUUUUCACGGCAAAUUCUUGAUCGCGCUCUUAGUUUUCUGCAAGAGCAAUGUCAGAAUUAUAUCCCAAAUAAUAGAGACUGCGUCAACUCAGUGACUGAAAACUCAAUACCUUUGUCUGUGAGCUCCAUUGACGAAAGCUCCAGCCGCGGUACCAAUCGUCGGCCUUAUCAUCGUACAUUAUCACCAGAAAGCUAUUCAGGUCAAGCAAGUAGUUUCCAUGGAGCCAGUACUAGUGCGAUGAAUGGGCCAUCAUCAUACCGAAGCACCGGAAGAUCUUUGAACGUUCUGUCAAAAAAUGAAGAAUUUGACAGCCGACCGGCGCCGACAAUAGUCGCCUCGGAAACUCAACGUCAGUCAACUACAGAAGCUCCAAGUUCCAGUCCGGAAGUCGCAACACCUAAAAGUACAACAGACUCACCCACGGAAACGGAAGUAAAAACGACUGAAGAGAAAAAAGAAACAUCGACAAUCACUCACAGUAUUGAAGAGCCGGCUGUUGUCGUCACUCAACGAUCACAAAAUUAUGGAAGAGGUAUUUCUUGGACUACACCUUCUCCGAAAGUUACUACGGAAAUUCCAGCUUGGGCUACUAGUUCUUGGGUAACUUCUAAAGAUCAGGAAGCGGCAACUGAAUCCUGGUAUCCAGAUGCUGGAAGUUUUGGAGGAAAUAAUAUCGAUGAACCAAACCAACAAGGUCUCAGAAACGGACAAUCCCGAUUAAGAAUGAAUUUAUGUCUAACAGUUAUAUUAAUUUUCGUGGUUUAUGCAAUAUAAAUAAAUAUAUAUUUAUAUAUUUUUUGUUUCGAUCAUCGAAUUGUUGUGUAUAAAAUUUAAAUUUAAAUGGGCGAAGCAAAUAUUUAAU